Ictalurus punctatus (channel catfish) is the source of this 1932-nucleotide messenger RNA. It is a transcript of the gene acp5b, whose product is annotated as acid phosphatase 5b, tartrate resistant. Gene Ontology annotation, molecular function: ferric iron binding; ferrous iron binding; acid phosphatase activity. The coding region runs from base 711 to 1682 and encodes 323 amino acids. The transcript has 6 exons. The record is from RefSeq and is a predicted model, not a curated record. Lineage: Eukaryota; Metazoa; Chordata; Actinopteri; Siluriformes; Ictaluridae. Gene Ontology annotation, biological process: bone resorption.
UGUUGUUUUUGGGGGGGUUUUUUGCAAUCACGUAUGUAAAUAUCUUUUAUCUGAAGCAGUAGAAUGUUCUGAAAUAUUUCUGCUUAGGGUACAUAUUUGGGGAACAUUUUCUUCUGGAACAUUAUAGUCUUUGUGAACACAGCAGCACCUUAUCAAGUCACCACCCCACCCUGUUCUUACUAGGUUAAAGGCUGUAACAGGCAGUCUUAUUGGCGCUGCUGCGAUGGUGUGACCAUUAGCUGCUAAUCCGGUUUUGUUAAUGAUUAGUAAGGAAGCCAGUGAAGAACCUCAACUCAGUCGCUCUGUAAGAAAAUAACAUAUUAUAUAGUUUUAUUACAAUGGAUUGUCAUAAAAAUUUUAUAUCAACACCAGCAUAAACAGCUUGAUGAUUAAUAAAUCAUAUUAAGUAUUAAGUUUCCCCAGCUGUUAUAGCAGUAACAUUCAAUUGUCUAAACAUGCCCUGGUUAGACUGUUGGUAAUUUAGACUACAACAAAGUUUAGUUUACUGUCUCAAUAUGGCUUGAUAUCACAUGAACUGCAUGACAGUUUCCCCUUUGAUGUCAAUACAGGAAGGUAUUAAACCACAAACUACUUCCUCAUCUAAGUAGAAAAGAAAGUGUUUAUAAAAGCAUGGCUCUUCGGUUCUGCUACUCUGUUUUUCUUUUGUGUUGAGCGUGAUAUUCGACACGGAUCUCAAUCUCAAACACGCCAUGACCUACCUGGCUGCAUUGUUCCUGGUCGUUCUACAGACAGUCUACGGGCCAUGUCAAGCUCAGGAACACAGUUCUCUGCGUUUUGUUGGUAUUGGAGACUGGGGUGGCAUUCCCUUCUCUCCUUUCUACACAGCUCAUGAGCAGGGGAUAGCUCAGGAAUUGGGUAGAGUUGCUGAAAGUGUGGGCUUGGACUUUGUCUUGAGUUUGGGAGAUCACUUUUAUUACAAUGGAGUCAAGGACAUUGAUGAUAUACGUUUCAAGGCUACAUUUGAACGUGUGUUCUCUCAUCCAGCUCUGAUUGCUGUUCCAUGGUAUUUGGUGGGAGGAAAUCAUGAUCACUUGGGAAACAUGUCCGCUCAGAUUGCCUAUUCAACCAGAUCAGAGAGGUGGCAUUUCCCUGAGCUCUAUUAUGAGCUGCAAUUUAAGGUUCCUCACACCAACGUCUCCAUGACCGUCCUGAUGAUAGACACGGUGGUUCUGUGUGGGAACACUUAUGAAGGAGACCAGCCCAAAAGACCAGAAGACCUCACCCUUGCAGAACAACAAUUUGAAUGGAUCGAGAAGGCACUGCAAAACACCAAGUCUGAAUAUGUUGUGGUGGCUGGCCACUACCCUGUGUGGUCCAUCGGUCACCAUGGUCCUACUCACUGUCUGGUAGAGAAGCUGAGACCACUGCUGAAGAAGUACAACGUCACUUUAUAUCUGAGUGGUCAUGACCAUAAUUUACAGUUUAUUAGAGAAGUGGAUGGAAGCUCAUUUGUUGUCAGUGGGAGCGGGGAUGUCCUGAACAACUCCACUCACCACAGGAAGAGCUUCCCAUCAUCUUGGCAACUGUUUUCUAGUCCAGUGAAUCACACUUUAGGUGGUUUUGUAUACUUUGAGGUGACAGAGAGCAAGAUGUCAAUUAGUUACCUGCAGUUAGAUGGGAAGUGUGUGUAUCAGACCUCUUUUCUUAAACGCACCAUAUGACAGACUAAAGGAAGAUUAAUAAUGAAGUUGCUCUGAAUGAACUGAGCAAAACUGAGUUUAUUUUAUUUUAACUAGCCUCAUUGCACAUGAUCUAAAAAUAUAUUGCAAGUGUCUGUUUUCUCAAUUGAUUUUCUCUCCACAUUUCAUUUCAAAAUUAAGUUUUUCCUGUCACAUCAUUGUGAGACACCUUCAUGUUUUUUGACAUUCAUCACAGUGAUGUCCACAAUAAAAGACAAUAAUGAUGAAAUUG